GACUUUGUUAUGUUUGUCUGAACCUUUUUAUUAUAGGUUGCAGUUGUGUGGUAUAUUAAAACUAAUUGUACUUGUGAUAGCCAAUGAUUUAUUUCAGUUAGAACUUAGAAAAUGAUUUUGGAUAUUUUCUUCUAGGCCCCUGUUCAUAAUGUCGAUCAAAUGGUUUUGAAGCUGGCACUUUCGGCCCCUGUCGUUGCAGUUGCUUCUCCUUCUGCCAUUUGUGCCUGGGUCAAUCUUAUUUCAGAGUUAGAGCAAUGGAACAAUUCAGUUGCCUGUAUUGGUGAGACAACUGCUAAGGCUGCUAAGAAAUUAGGCUUGAGAAAUGUUUACUACCCAGCAAAUCCAGGUCUUGAAGGAUGGGUGGGUAGCAUCAUUGAAGCGUUGCAAGCAAAUUAGAUUAAAUGAGCAGUGCGUCUCCAGUUUUCUCCCAGGCCCAUGAAGGCUGACAAGAAGAUGGUGUAGAAUUGAGGCAGCACGAAGAACAAACACACGAAUAGCGAAAUUUCACAAUUUCUGCAUAAGCCAGCUGCAAAGCAAGGAUUUAAUAUUUUGCAAGCAGCAGGACAGAAAGAGAUGGAGAUAUUUAACACCCCAGAGGGACCAUAUUCAUUCGGCAGACAGAGCUUCCUCUAAGCGGCCUGUGAAAAGGCUGUUGGGAUCAAAUGUGGAAGAGAAAGCUUGUUCUCUUAGAUGUAUAAUUCGUUAUUUAGAUAAAAGGUA
Molecule: messenger RNA, 720 nt
Organism: Prunus avium (sweet cherry)
Lineage: Eukaryota; Viridiplantae; Streptophyta; Magnoliopsida; Rosales; Rosaceae
Source: RefSeq, a predicted model, not a curated record